AAGAUGAUAGUGAAUCAGUAAAGGUUGGGAUUGUGUUCAGUGAAGACGUGCAGCUGUGUUAAGUAUAAGGCAGCCAGACCACAAUGGGAGCGAAGGUGGGUGAUGGUGGUGGCGGUUGAUGGCGGUGGUGAUGGUGGUGGUGGCGGCCAGUGACAAGGUAAAGCGGCAGGUGUAUUACUCUGAUGCCGCGCCCCCCAGCCGCCCACGCCCCCGCCCACAGUACCAGGAGCCUCACAGUUCGUCCUCUUACGAGUCUGAGGAGAACAGCAUCCCGGGAGAGCCAGGCGUGGAUUAUCCUAUAUAUCACACGGUUCCUUAUACGAAGUUUACCUGCGAGGACGUUCCCUUCAGGCCAGGUAUCUACGCCAAUCCCGAGGCUGGAUGUCAGGUGUACCACGUGUGUGACGACAACAGGUACGGCCCACAAGGUGCUCAAUUCCUCUGCACUAACGGCACCGUGUUCAACCAGGAAGUGUUCACCUGCGACUGGUGGUACAAUGUAGACUGUUCCAAGGCCACCUCCUUCUACAGCCUGAACGCGGAUCCUGACCACAACCCUUACUAUCAGAAGCCUUACGAGGGGCCCCUGAACACCCCCCGCCCCCUACGGCAGCUCAGAGGAGGCCUACCAGCGCCCCGCCCCCCCGCCUGCCUCCUACCGCCCAGCCCCGCCACGCAAUUACUACCAAUAAAAUGUUAAGAUGUUUCCUCUCUCUCUCUCUCUCUCUCUCCUCUCUCUCUCUCUCUCUUGCCCUGUUCAUGAAAGGUAAAUCUAUCUAUCUAUCUAUCUAUCUAUUUAUCUAUCUAUUUAUCUCCCUCCCCAUCUCCUUCCUCUCACGCUGGGUACUUCAAGGGGGUAGUGAACAUUUUUGGUUUGUGUGUGUGUGUUUGUGUGUUUGGUUUUUGUGUGAAUAAAUUAUGAUGUGGGUUU
Messenger RNA from Scylla paramamosain (green mud crab), 931 nucleotides. RefSeq lists its product as uncharacterized. Gene Ontology annotation, cellular component: extracellular region. The record is from RefSeq and is a predicted model, not a curated record. Lineage: Eukaryota; Metazoa; Arthropoda; Malacostraca; Decapoda; Portunidae. Gene Ontology annotation, molecular function: chitin binding. The transcript is spliced from 6 exons. The coding region runs from base 119 to 700 and encodes 193 amino acids.